CACGGAGUUACGGACCCCGUUCUGCUGCAACCCUGUGUUUUCUUUCCUCCAUUAACCCCCACUCUCCCAGCGAAGAGCGUGCGAGCACUCCCUCGCCGCCCACCGCGCCUCGUGGCGGCAACUGGGCGGCCGUCGCUGCCGCCCUACGCCAGGUGCCGAGGUGAUUUUCCGCCCCUUUGCCGGCGACGAGCACCACCAGAUACUCUGAGCCUGGCUGCCGAAACUUCCUUUUGGUGUCCCUGUUACAUUCGGUUUCGUUUUUGAUGACUUCAUCAAGAAGCAAGAGCAGGAGCCACAGUCGCAGCAGGAGCAGGAGCCGCAGUCCUCAGCGAAGAGAUAGGUUGCGCAGCGAACGUGCACCCCGCCACAGUCGCAGUCGCAGCAGGAGCCGCAGCCCAUACCGUCGCAGAGAACGGCGUGGAUACAAGGAUCUCGUAUGCAAGAACUGCCGGAGACCUGGGCACUUUGCUAAGGAGUGCCCAUCUGCGCCUACGUGCAAUAACUGUAACCUUCCAGGCCACUUCGCAGCAGAAUGCACCUCAAAAACUGUUUGCUGGAACUGCAAAGAGCCUGGGCACAUUGCGAGUGAGUGCAAGAACGAGGCCCUGUGCCACACCUGCAACAAAACAGGUCACUUGGCGCGUGAUUGCCCUACUUCAGGGGCUAACGUCAAGCUAUGCAACAAAUGUUUUAAAUCAGGCCACAUCGCCGUUGACUGCACCAACGAACGGGCAUGCAACAACUGCCGUCAGCCAGGGCACAUAGCUCGAGAGUGCAAGAACGAUCCUGUUUGCAACCUGUGCAAUGUCUCUGGCCAUGUCGCGCGCGUCUGUCCAAAGACGACUCUGGCUUCAGAGAUACACAUACAGGGUGGCCCGUUCCGUGAUAUCCUGUGCCGCAUCUGUGGUCAGCCAGGGCACAUCAGCCGCAACUGCAUGGCCACCGUCAUCUGUGACACAUGUGGCGGGAGGGGGCACAUGUCUUACGAGUGCCCGUCGGCAAGGAUUUUUGAUCGCGGGUUCCGCAGGUUCUGAGAGCCUUUCACCGCUUUGUUUCUGAUGGUUUGAGUUUCGCCAGGAUGUUUAAUUUGUUUGUGACAAUAUUGGAACAAUUUUCCCUAUGGUUGUUGAGGAAUGAUUCUGUGAGGAUGUGUUGCGGGUGAAACUCUUUUUUUUUUACUUUUAGGUUUUGUUUGAUUACUCUAGUAUUUAUCUCAUUACACAUGGAUUGAGGUGUAUUGGGGUAGCUUACAUGUGUAUUGAAGUAAAUACUAGAGCAUCCAAACAAGGUCUUAAUCAGGAUAUAUGGCCCUUUGUGGACUCU
Messenger RNA from Zea mays, 1323 nucleotides. RefSeq lists its product as uncharacterized. The transcript is spliced from 4 exons. The coding region runs from base 264 to 1034 and encodes 256 amino acids. The record is from RefSeq and is marked validated. NCBI's taxonomy places the organism in Eukaryota, Viridiplantae, Streptophyta, Magnoliopsida, Poales, Poaceae. Gene Ontology annotation, molecular function: nucleic acid binding; zinc ion binding.